AUGGGAGUGAAAUCGCUAUGGGAAAUCGUCGGCCCUGCUGCCAGGCCUGUGAAAUUGGAGGCAUUGCUGCGAAAAAAGCUCGCCGUGGAUGCUUCGAUCUGGAUUUAUCAGUUCUUGAAAGCUGUACGUGACAAGGAAGGCAAUGCUCUCGGGCAAAGCCACAUCGUCGGGUUUUUCCGUAGAAUAUGUAAACUUCUCUUUUUUGGCAUUCUUCCAUUGUUCGUCUUUGAUGGUGGCGCUCCUGCUUUGAAGCGACAAGUGAUCCAGAAUAGACGCGAGAAGCGAGAGGGAAACCGAGAAAAUAUGGCUACAACAGCACAAAAGUUGUUGGCUAUGCGGCUCCAGCGAAAAAUGGAGACGCGGCCGGCCCCUGCGCUGAGGAAAAGUAAAACUAACUCUGCUUCUGCAGAAUCUGCGACACCGCCGGUAGGUGAUCAAGAGUUCACAUACUUAGAAGACAUGCCGCUUCAGCACAAUCAAGCGCCAGUUGUUGGUCCUCAUGUUGAAGUUGUGCCCGAUAGCUCUCCGCAAAGGCCAUUUCGAAAGAAGGAUGAGUAUGACUUGCCAGAUAUAAAGUCGUUUAAAGUACGGAAAGGUGACCAAAGAAUCAUGCCUAAGGAGGAAUAUGACGAGUAUGAUGACAACAACAAUUGGGAUGUCGUUGACGGAAUCCCAGUGGACUCUGUAGAUCCAUCUUCGAGAGAGUUUGCUGAACUCCCCAUGGCUACUCAAUACAUGAUAUUGUCCCACCUUCGACUCCGCUCGCGAUUGAGACUUGGAUACACAAAGGAUCAAUUGGAGGAAUUGUUUCCGCAGAGUCAAGACUUCUCAAGGUUUCAGAUCGAGCAAGUCCAGAAAAGAAAUUAUUAUACCCAAAAGCUUAUGAACGUGAGUGGCAUGGCUGAAGAUACAGACAAAGCUAAAAGACUAGCCGGUGACAAGGAUAAGCUGUAUGUUCUCGUAAAAAAUGACGACGGUUGGACAUUAUCUCUCGGUGAAGGUGACGGCGACAAGCCUAUUGACCUUGAUACCGAUGAUCUCAACUCUUCACCACUUAAGUCCGGCAAAGCAAAGAAGGCUGCCUCAUCAGUUGCCUCUGACAGCGACGAUGAUCAACUAGAAGAAGUCUCGCUUGGAGGUGAUGCCGAUGACGAACAUGAACUUGCCAUUGUUCGUUCCAUCUACGAAAAAUAUGAAGGCAACGAGGAUCCGCCAGCAAAGAUCAUACCAAGAAACGAGCUUGCUGAUUUCGAUCCGCACGAGCUACAGUUGGCGAUAGACGAGUCAAAAAAAGAUUACGAAAUUGUAAAGAAGAAAGAGGACAAGGCUAUUGAAACGUUUCUCGAUGCAACUCAGAAUUCAGGGUUUGACCUAGGGCAAUCUAUACUCUUCGCACCGGAAAAGAAGGCUGAUGAUAAUUCGAAGAACGAGUCAAUCCAAACACCCCACAUCCAGGAAUUGCCGGAGGUUGAUUCGCCAAAGGCAGAGGCCAAAGACUCUCCUCAGAUCCCUGAAGAAAUCCCACUGACGCCUCCUAGAGCUACUGCAAUGCCGACUUGGUUUGGGCAAGAAUCUCAGCUCUCCAAUCCACAUCAAGGGUUUGGAUUUAUCCCUGAUCAAGAAAGUAAGGAGAGGGAGAUGAAUGCUGAAGAGGAAAUGGGAAUACUUGAUUGGUCGGAAGCCAAAGAGAUGAUGAAAAAGAACCUAGAAAAUGACGAGAUUAAUUUAGGAGAUGACAACUCUGAUUUGGAGAUCAUGGAAGAAGUUCAACUACAGGAACCUGAGUCCAAUGUUCAGAUAGAUGAACAGAACGAUAAAGGGGAUCACGGAGUAGAAGAGUUAGUCGAGGACGUGUCCGAUCGAUCUUUGCAAGAAGUUCCCAACGUUCAAGUAGAGACUCACACGAGGGAAGUGCCAAAGUCAAAGCAGAAAAAGAAACCAAAUACGAAAAAGCAGGCUCCAGUCGUUGCCAGUGGAAAUGUUAUUAAAAACUCGAAAGAAACGGAGCCAGAUUUACGAGAGAAGCCUGUCGAACUAGCACCUCCUGAACCCGCAAAUAAACCAAAACAGCAAGAAUCGCCAAAGAAGAGUGCAAUACUAGACUACGAUUUUGAGGAGGAGGAUGAAGAGCUGCUCAUGAAGCUCAUGGAUGAAGAGGAACUAGAGCAUGCGCAUUUCACAUCCAAUCUUCGCUCAGCAAACAUCCCAAUCAGCACUACAGUAACAGAAGAGCAGCUAUUACAGGAAAAACUACUGAAGGCAAGAAGAGAUGCUGAAGAAGUGACGGAGACAAUGAUUAACGAUGUGCAAGAGUUACUUAAGAGAUUUGGUAUUCCAUUCAUAACUGCGCCAAUGGAGGCCGAGGCUCAAUGUGCCAAACUAUACUCCAUGGGCAUGGUAGAUGGAAUAAUUACCGAUGAUAGCGAUUGUUUCUUGUUUGGUGGUAGCCGGGUUUACAAGAACAUGUUCAACCAAAAGCAAUAUGUGGAAUGUUACAUCGCAGAAGACAUCGAGCAUAAGUGUGGUCUUGACCGCGAGAAACUCAUUGAGCUUGCGCUCCUUCUCGGAAGUGACUAUACCGAAGGAAUUAAAGGAAUCGGGCCUGUUUUGGCAAUGGAAAUCUUGGCCGAGUUUGGGAACCUCAAAAACUUCAAAAAAUGGUUCGACUUGCACGCCAAAACCACUGCAAAAGCGAGUAAAGAAUCUACGAAGUUGCAAAAGACUCUUUUGGGGCGCAUCCGCAAUGGUAAGUUGUUUCUUCCAGACUCAUUUCCAGAUUCAGUCGUGGCAAACGCAUACAAGAACGCUGAAGUGGACAGUGACGACAGUAUGUUCAAAUGGGGAAUCCCCAGAUUGGACCAUAUCCGAAGCUUCCUCAUGUACAAUGUGAGGUGGAGCCAGGAGCGAGUGGACGAAGUGAUGGUACCGUUGAUCCAGAACAUGAAUAGGCAGAGGCAAGAAGGAAAACAGUCCACUAUUGGAGAGUUCUUCCCGCAAGAGUACAUUUCCUACAAAAAAGAUGUUGGAUUAGGCAAGCGGAUGAAGGUAGCUGCCCGCAAGUUAAAGGGCGACGAAGGUAAGUGA
Messenger RNA from Australozyma saopauloensis, 3084 nucleotides. It is a transcript of the gene RAD2, whose product is annotated as ssDNA endodeoxyribonuclease. The coding region runs from base 1 to 3084 and encodes 1027 amino acids. The record is from RefSeq and is a predicted model, not a curated record. Gene Ontology annotation, biological process: nucleotide-excision repair. Gene Ontology annotation, molecular function: single-stranded DNA binding; DNA endonuclease activity. The transcript has a single exon. NCBI's taxonomy places the organism in Eukaryota, Fungi, Ascomycota, Pichiomycetes, Serinales, Metschnikowiaceae. Gene Ontology annotation, cellular component: nucleus.